Eruca vesicaria subsp. sativa (arugula) is the source of this 628-nucleotide messenger RNA. Lineage: Eukaryota; Viridiplantae; Streptophyta; Magnoliopsida; Brassicales; Brassicaceae. The record is from the annotation of a GenBank genome assembly.
UCGUUUCCAAUACCUCGGGCGCCGCUUUAUAACCUCGGAGACAAUUGGAUCGAUUAUCCUCCUCUCUCGCAGUCGCAGACACCAGGAAGAAGAGAAGAAAGUCAUGUCCGCCGUAAAUGGAAACACUCCGGCAGAUCCUCCGGCGUCAAAGCUACCUGCGUCUCCGACCAAGACUGUUGACAGCCAAUCUGUUCUCAAAAGGCUGCAAUCUGAGCUAAUGGGCUUGAUGAUGGGUGGUGAGCCGGGAGUCUCGGCUUUCCCGGAGGAAGACAACAUCUUCUGUUGGAAAGGGACAAUAAAAGGAAGCAAAGAGACUGUCUUUGAAGGAACUGAGUACAGACUCUCACUCUCUUUCUCUAAUGACUAUCCUUUUAAACCUCCAAAGAUCAACUUCGAGACUUGUUGCUUCCACCCCAAUGUUGAUCUCUAUGGCAACAUCUGCUUGGACAUUCUUCAGGAUAAAUGGUCAUCUGCUUAUGAUGUGAGGACAAUACUACUAUCGAUCCAGAGCCUUCUUGGAGAACCGAACAUAAGCUCACCAUUGAACACUCAAGCAGCUCAGCUCUGGAGCAACCAAGAAGAGUAUAGGAAGAUGGUUGAGAAGCUCUACAAGCCUCUCACUGCAUGA